AUGGUCAAGAAUGUACCACAGUGGGACGACAUGGCUCUGGAGGAGUGUGUGGAACCCAUGGAUACGGGCACUCCAAAGUCAGAAGCUGACGGCCGUCUGCGAUUCGACACAUUUGAUAUUCGCCGAGUGUUGGACAGGGGCCACGCGCUGCUGGGCUCGUCCGGGAAGGAAUAUGAGUACAAAAGAGAUGACCAGACAUCCAAGGAAAAGUAUGUGGAUUCGCAAAUACGGCUGAAGCCUGUCAGCAGUGCCCUUUUGCUCUUUAUGAUGCUGAACUACGACAGGAAUACGAGGACAAGAGAGCGGUAA
Sphaeroforma arctica JP610 is the source of this 309-nucleotide messenger RNA. RefSeq lists its product as hypothetical. NCBI's taxonomy places the organism in Eukaryota, Ichthyosporea, Ichthyophonida. Bases 1 to 309 code for a protein of 102 amino acids. The record is from RefSeq and is a predicted model, not a curated record. The transcript is spliced from 3 exons.